Messenger RNA from Penicillium lagena, 669 nucleotides. RefSeq names its product HAD family hydrolase. NCBI's taxonomy places the organism in Eukaryota, Fungi, Ascomycota, Eurotiomycetes, Eurotiales, Aspergillaceae. The record is from RefSeq and is a predicted model, not a curated record. The transcript is spliced from 3 exons. Bases 1 to 669 code for a protein of 222 amino acids.
AUGGCAGAGACCAAGCGGCCGGUGGGCCUUCUCUUUGACAUCGGCGGAGCUAUCCUCGACUACGAGCUAUCGAAAAACAUUCCUCCCGGAUGGGUCAAUUUCAGUAUUUCCCGAACCUCGCCGCACGGUAGCUGGCACCGGCUGGAACGAGGCGAGAUCCCCAUGGACGCCGAGUUCUUCGCCGCAUUCAACAGAGACCUCCGGAACCCUGACCUGUGGAAGCAGUUUCACGAGAUCUCGCGCACCCCCGACCCGUACAUGUACCCCGCGCUGAAGAAGCUGAGAGCAUCGGGUCAGUUCGUGAUGGGGGCUUUGUCGAAUACGACCAAAUUUCCCGAGGGGCAUCCGUACAACAAGGAUGUGUCUGGAGUCAAGUCGCAAUUCGACUUUUUCAUCUCGUCGGCGCAUACCGGCCUGCGCAAGCCAGAUCCGAAGAUCUACCAGGUCGCGAUCCAGGAGAUGGAUGCCGAAGCUAAGAAACGGGGGUUUCCGGGGGCUAACCCGGCGGAUAUCGUCUUUUUAGAUGAUAUAGGAGAGAAUCUCAAGGCAGCCAAGAAGGCUGGGUUACGCACCGUCAAGGUGACGCUGGGCAAGACGGACGGGGCCGUGCGGGAGUUGGAAAAGAUCACGGGUCUGCAGCUAUUGGAGGAGGAUAAGGCACGGCUAUAG